CGGAACUAAUGUUAUGCGUCACUGUGUUUCCGGGAGCAGCUGAGGAGGUGACACACUGAUGGCCGUUCAAUAACAAUUCACAUGCUGUUUGGUGACAAUCAUGGACGCCCUCGAGGACACCUUCAGGAGUCUCUCCAUCGCCAGGAGAUUGGAGCCCACUGAGGCCACGUACAUUCUAGACCUCUCUCUUGCAUCCAGUGGGUCAGAUUUGCUGGCUGUGUGCUGCUCCAGUUACUCUGUGCACCUGCACAGCAGAGAAACGCUCCGCCUGAUGGGAGAGUUCCUGGGUCACACGGCUCCUCUGUGUGGGGUCCGUUUCUCUCAUCUGUCCCCUCACCUGCUGUUCACCGGCUCCGCCGAUGGGACAGUGCGGUGCUGGGACGUCCGGCAGCCUGGUUCUAAUGCCACCCAGGUGUUUCGCAGUGAUUCGACACAUUCGUACUGCUCAUUUGACGUGAGCUGUAGUGACCGUGUGCUGUGCGCAGGCACAGAGCAGAUAGAGGAGGAGAGUUUUUUAGUAUUUUGGGAUGCCCGUAUGGUUCAGGAUGGAGGUGAGUCAGGCUCUAAGAUGGGCGGUCUGCUGGGAGUUUACUCAGAAUCGCACAGUGAUGACAUCACUGCGGUUAAGUUCCACCCACAGCAAGCGGAGCGUUUGGCUUCAGGGGCCACAGAUGGACUUGUGAACGUGUUUGAUCUGAGUCUGGGUGGAGAGGAUGACGCUCUUGUCACCACCUGUAACUGUGAAUCCACUGUAAGCUCCCUCUGCUGGACAGGCAAAUAUCUUGACCAGCUGCUUUGUCUGACUCAUGAUGAAGGGCUACACCUGUGGGAUGUGGCUCGCCCAGACAGCGAUGACACUUUGACCCUUGUGAGUUCGGCUGAUGCCCGAACACUUGUCCAGCUCCCUGAUGGAGCCUCACUUGAGUACUUUGUGGGCGGUUCAUGGCUUUCAGAUGAGGAGCGUCUUCUUUUAGUCGGAGGGAGUAAUAAUGGAAAGCUUCACCUCCUGGACUGCAGUAGGAGUGGUCUGAAAUUCAUUAAAUCCCUUAAAGGGGGUCAUUCAGCUACAGUGAGAUGCUUCCAGUGGGAUGCGGUCGCACGAUGUCUGUUGACGGGCGGAGAGGAUGGCCAGUUGUUGCAGUGGAAGGUGGGAGCAGAGGAAAUCAUAGUGGGGAAGAAAGAUUCUCUGAAAAGCAUCUCCUCCAUGCAGCUCAAAACUAAAGCUCACAGAAAACAAGCUACAAAGAAAGACCGGUCAAAACUUGCAUGAUCACACAGUAUAGGAGGAGGAGGGGCUUUUAAAGUAUGGAGAACUUUAAGAACUUUUUAUAGUUAAUAUACAGUUUUAACAGUGUUUUGUGGUUUUAAAAUGCAAGUUGUGGUUUCACUUUAUUUUGAUGGUCCUUUUAACACAUUCUGUUGACCAUAGGUUAGGGUUAGAAUACACUUAGUUGCAAAGUUACUUAUAGUCAGUAGAAUGUUCAAAAGGGACCAUCAGAAUGAAGUGUUACCAAGUUAACAACAAAUCGCUACACAAGAAUUACAAUGUUGUCUAUUUGUCCAGCAAAAACUCUUAUGAAAACUGUGAAGGACAUCACUUUUCUUAUGUUUUGUUAGCAGCAUUUCAGAAUUAAUUUGUGAGGUAGAGCACAUGAUGUGAAAAAGCUAAAAUUGUCUCCAAAAUUUUCUUACUGACCAUAAACUGAACACCUGUAUUGUAUUACGUGUUUAUACCAUCUCGUUUUUCUUUCCAAAAUGUGUUCAUUUCAAAACCAACUCUCUCCGACAUACUCAUUACACAAAUUGUGAAUCAAAAUCUGAGAACAAUUUAAAUUAGUGAAUGGGGAUUCAUAUUAUAUAGACUUUUUUUUUUCUUCAAUACCUUGAAUGAACAUUUUUUUGUUAGACCAUUUUGCAAGAUGUAAACAACAC
This is a messenger RNA of Pimephales promelas (fathead minnow), 1932 nucleotides long. It is a transcript of the gene wdr89, whose product is annotated as WD repeat domain 89. Gene Ontology annotation, molecular function: protein binding. The record is from RefSeq and is a predicted model, not a curated record. Lineage: Eukaryota; Metazoa; Chordata; Actinopteri; Cypriniformes; Leuciscidae.